AUGAAAUCGCUGCUCCUGAGCCGCUUCUUGGUGCUGCUGCCUUGGGCGCUGCUGGUGAUCAUCAUGCUGGACGCGGACAGCGGCCGCCGGGCGCCCCCUCCGGCGGCCCUGCUCGCCCGGCGGCCCCACGCCCAGCAGCCGCAGCAGCACGAGGGGGCGCCCCGGCGGCGGGAGGCCGAGCCGCAGCAGCCCCUGCUGCCCAUCAUCUAUGCCAUCACGCCGACUUACAGCCGGCCGGUGCAGAAAGCCGAGCUCACGCGGCUGGCCAACACCUUCCGGCAGGUGGCGCGUUUGCACUGGAUCCUGGUGGAGGACUCGGCGGUGCGCACCGAGCUGGUCAGCCGUUUCGUGGCGGGACUCACCGCAGCCGGCCCGCCCUGCACUCACUUGCACGUGCCCACGCCGCCUCGCUACAAGCGGCCCGGACUGCCCAGGGCCACGGAGCAGCGCAACGCCGGCCUGGCCUGGAUUCGCCAGCGGCACCUGCACGCGCCCGCCCCGCAGCCCGGUGUGCUCUUCUUCGCGGACGACGACAACACCUACAGUCUGGAACUCUUCCAGGAGAUGCGCACAACCCGUAAAGUGUCUGUUUGGCCAGUGGGGCUGGUGGGUGGACGACGCUAUGAACGCCCCAUUGUGGAAAAGGGCAAGGUUGUUGGCUGGUACACUGGCUGGCGGGCAGAUAGGCCUUUUGCCAUUGAUAUGGCAGGGUUUGCUGUGAGCCUUCAGAUGAUCUUGUCGAAUCCUAAAGCUGUAUUCAAACGUCGUGGAUCACAGCCCGGGAUGCAGGAAUCUGAUUUUCUGAAAAUGAUAACCACAGUGGAAGAACUGGAACCAAAAGCAAGCAACUGCACAAAGGUGCUUGUAUGGCACACGAGAACUGAAAAAGUUAAUCUAGCUAAUGAGCCAAAGUAUCACCUGGACACAGUCAAAAUUGAGGUAUGA
Eublepharis macularius is the source of this 945-nucleotide messenger RNA. RefSeq names its product beta-1,3-glucuronyltransferase 2 (gene B3GAT2). The record is from RefSeq and is a predicted model, not a curated record. Gene Ontology annotation, biological process: chondroitin sulfate proteoglycan biosynthetic process; carbohydrate metabolic process. Gene Ontology annotation, cellular component: Golgi membrane. Gene Ontology annotation, molecular function: galactosylgalactosylxylosylprotein 3-beta-glucuronosyltransferase activity. Bases 1 to 945 code for a protein of 314 amino acids. Lineage: Eukaryota; Metazoa; Chordata; Lepidosauria; Squamata; Eublepharidae. The transcript has 4 exons.